Molecule: messenger RNA, 390 nt
Organism: Periophthalmus magnuspinnatus
Lineage: Eukaryota; Metazoa; Chordata; Actinopteri; Gobiiformes; Gobiidae
Gene: nanos2
Product: nanos homolog 2
Exons: 1
Coding region: 1-390 (129 amino acids)
Biological process (GO): negative regulation of translation; oogenesis
Cellular component (GO): perinuclear region of cytoplasm
Molecular function (GO): mRNA binding; zinc ion binding
Source: RefSeq, a predicted model, not a curated record
AUGUGGCACGACUACAUGAACCUGGGCAAACUGUUGCUGAGAUCACAGAACGGGCCUGAGGUGGAGGGGUGGGAGACCCAAAAGACCCGGGCUCAAGCAGGCCCCUCACGCGCGCAAGGUGACAGUACCGGCUCCCUCAGCUGCCUGUCGGACAACAGCCUGAACGGGAGUCCUUCUGACUUCUGCAGCUUCUGUAAACAAAACGGGGAGACUGCCAGGGUGUAUCGCUCGCACAAGCUCAAAGCAGGUGACGGCAGAGUGGUGUGUCCCAUCUUGUGGAGCUACACUUGUCCAAUCUGCGAGGCCACCGGAGACAAGGCGCACACACGCAAGUACUGCCCGCUGCUCAACGGGCAUUCAAGAUUAAACAUAACACACAAAGGAGUGUAA